Messenger RNA from Globicephala melas (long-finned pilot whale), 5477 nucleotides. It is a transcript of the gene FADD, whose product is annotated as Fas associated via death domain. The record is from RefSeq and is a predicted model, not a curated record. Gene Ontology annotation, biological process: regulation of apoptotic process; signal transduction. NCBI's taxonomy places the organism in Eukaryota, Metazoa, Chordata, Mammalia, Artiodactyla, Delphinidae. Gene Ontology annotation, molecular function: protein binding.
GACUUCCGGUGAGGGGGCAUCAGAGGCUGGAAGUGGGAACCUCCGCCGCUAGGCCGAGGGGCGCAGGGCGCUAGAGGAGGCGGGCCAGAGAGCGGGCGGCGGGCCGGUCCGGGGGAAGCCAGAGGAGGGCCGGGCCCCGCCGCGCCCGCCGCCAUGGACCCGUUCCUGGUGCUGCUGCACUCGGUGUCGGUCAGCCUGUCGAGCAGCGAGCUGACUGAGCUCAAGUUCCUGUGUCAAAGCCGCGUGGGCAAGAGAAAGCUGGAGCUCGUGCAGAGUGGCGUGGACCUCUUCAACGUGCUGCUGGAGCAGACCGAGAUGAGCCGCGAGAACACCGUGCUGCUCCGCAAGCUGCUCGUCUCCCUGCGGCGCCAGGACCUCCUGCGACGCCUGGACGAUUUCGAGGCGGGCGCGGAGGGCGGGGCCGCGCCGGAGGAGCGAGACCUGCAGGCAGCGUUUGACAUCAUCUGUGAUAACGUGGGGAAGGACUGGAGGAAACUGGCUCGUCACCUCGGAGUGUCUGACGCCAAGAUUGAAGCCAUUGAGGAGAAGUAUCCCCGGAACCUGGCAGAACAGGUGAGGGAGUCGCUGAGAGUCUGGAAGAACAGCAGGAGGGAUGAUGCGGCCGUGUCCCACCUGGUGAGGGCGCUCAGGGCCUGCCGGCUGAACCUGGUGGCAGACCUCAUCGAGGAGGGUCAGCGGGCCCGGGCCCUCCAGAGCGACAGUGGGGACCCUGUGUCGCUCUCUGAGUCCUGGGACUCAGACUCGCCUGCCUCAGGGGCCUCCCGAUGACCCAGCUGCUCUUCUCCAGGACCAAAGGCAUCUACCCACUCUGAACUUCGGUUCCCUCCACCGCAGUUAACCACGUCCCAUCCGUGCCAGCGUGUGCAGACCCGGCAGGGAGCCGGGUGAGGGCCCACGUGGGCUCUGGGCACGGUGAUCAGCCUCAGGGAGAUGCUUUCAUCCCCAUUAAACGAGUUCCUACCGGAGGACAUUGCGAGCCACAUCUGACACGUAGGAGGGACCUAGAUACUAGUUAGGGUUAGAAACCUGGUCGUUGUCCAAGUGAGGAAGUGCAGAGUGGAACUGGAGGCAAGUCAGUAGUGAUGGGGGAGUUGGGCUGGUAGCCAACGCUGUCCAGCUCUGGAGCCCGCGCUUGGAACCACUGGCUCCUUCUGCCAGUGGUUGCCACGGUUGCCAAAGGCUUGGAGGCUGGCAGUGUAGACCCGUCUCCCAGGGCAGGUGGCAUGGGGGUGAGGCGAUGCCUGUGAGGUGCUUAGAAGAUGUGGACACAGGGCUGGGCAGACGCUAGUUCAGAGAAAUAUUAUGAUUCCUGUGAUUCCCCAGUGUGUUACUAUUUUGUGUCAAAACCACUAUCUUUCUGAUAACAGAGUUGGCAAGGGAGCUGGAGGUUGUGAUUUUAAGAAGUAAUCUUUCUUCCUGCUUCUCAGGUAACCCUAUUGAAGCAAGGGCCUUUACAGAGGAAAUCUCCACAUUACAAAGAUUCUUUUCUUCCCAUUGAUGAUGGUUUCAUUUUGCAUGCUCUCAGAAUUCCCAUUGUAGUCGGUUUCAGCGUCCCUGGAAGGUUGUUACAGGCCCAACCUGGGAGCAGGGUAGCUGCAUUUCAUAACAGCUCCGGGGACCACUAACAAGGGGAGUGUUUAUGGGGGUGGGAUGAACUAGGAGAUUGGGAUUGACAUACACACACUACUGUGUAUUGUAUAAAGUGGCAGAGAGCCCAGCGUUCUUGCCUUGCGCCUUCCUGCUGUGACCUUGGGAAAGCUACUUGUGAUGUCAUGCCAUGCCGCCUUGACCUUGGGUUGCUGAGACCGUAGCAACGCUCACCACCAGGCUGUGGACCCAGCCUUCAGCACAUACUUAGUGCCAGGCACUGCUAGGAGCUGGGGUCAUGCAGCAGACAAGACAGAAGUGGCCCUACUCUGUUGACCCCGAAAGCCUGGCCGGGAACACGGGUGUUAACCAAUUCAUCGCAAGUUUGGGAGUUGAACCACUUCAGCCCCAGAGUGGCGUGGCCUGGCCCGUUUAUGCCCUGAAUAUUCCCCCGCCUGCGAGGAGCAUCUGCCUGUUCAGGACCUCGGGUCAGGGCUAGUUCUGUGGAUAACACAUACACACAUCAUCAUCAUCGUCAGUAAAUGAGAGUGGCUUGGCUAAUGGGUCGCUUUGGGACAUAGGUGAUCUGGAAAAUGUGUCCACGUUUCUUGAACAGAGGCAGAUUUCAGAGGUGGUGCUAAUCUUCUUAUGGUUUAUGGCAUAUGCUACUGAAAUGUGAGGUGCUGGGCACCCUGGCCUCUGGCCUGCAUCCCCCAACACGGUUCCCACACCUGGAAGGAAUGUCUGCCCUCUGUCACACCAGGUGUUCUCAUGGAGGCUUUGACAGCACGUGCUUACAGCACUCAGGAUUUUCCAAUGCCUGGGACCUGGCACUGGACCGACUCCGUGCCACUUGAGGUGAGGCACUGGUCCCCCUGGGCACUGACAUCCCAAGGCUUCCCUCAGGGAGCUGCUCUGGUCCACGUGGUGAGGAUGAGGAUGUUGGAGCAGCCUCAGUAGACCGGUCAUGUGGCCUAAUCUCACCACCCAAGGCACAGAUCUGAGUUCCAGGACAGAAGAGGUGAUGGAUGAGAAGGCACCUCCUUCCAGCAUUGCUGUCCGCCUCCCAGGCCCUGGAGAUGGGCCAGCCGUGGUGGCUCUGGGCCGCUGGGGCAAAGCUGCAGAGCCUGGUAGUGGGUGAACUCGCCCAAGAAACUGGCCCCGGAAGGUGGGAGCUCAAGGCCAGCUAGAAUCCUCCGUUUGUUCAGUCCUCAGUGGCCAGGGGGCUUCCACUGUAGCUGCGCUGCCACGCAUUGAGGUGAGACCGAGCAAGCAGGCAGCCUGCCCUCAGAAAGCGCAGGAUUCCCCCACUUUUGUGACACAAAAGGAAAAGGCACAAUAAAGGUGUAUAGAGUGACUUCCCUGGUGGUCCAGUGGUUAAGACUUCACCUUCCGAUGCAGGGGGUGCGUAGGAGAGCUAAGACCCCACGUGCCUCGCAGCCAAAAAACCAAAACAAGCAAUAUUGUAACAAAUUCAAUAAAGACUUUAAAAAUGGUCCACAUCAAAAAUAAAAAAAAAAAAAAGGUGUAUAGAAAAAGCACAAAUGCUAUACGGGCCCUAAAAGUGGAAAGGUACACAGCAAAUUUUGGAGAACAAUUCUCUGAAUGAUAGUUUUUCUGUAUGCUAUCCAAAUUUUCCCCGUUUCUGUAACAGUUUCAGUUGUCCGCCAAAUACCAGUCCCAGGUGUAACGUGGACCGUCAUGGGGGGUGUCCUGGAGAGCAGGGCGCCGCGUGGGCUCUCGAGCCUGACCUGAGUGUGAACCGGGGGCUCUGUCCCUUGGGGCUCCACCUCCCUGAAAAGGGGCCAUUAGAUAAAUAGGAAGUGCUUGGGCAAGUCUGUGGCACUGUUUUUCCCUUAAAAACAAACACACGUCACCCAGAGCCCCAGAGGUCUGCCAAAGGCUGUUCUGCUCUGUGUGGUCUCAGAACAUCGAGCCCGGCCUUUGUGCGGCUUGCGGGAUCUUAGCUCCCUGAUCAGGGAUUGAACCCGUGCCCCCUGCAGUGGACUCGCAGAGUCCUGAGCACUGGACCGCCAGGGAAUUCCCGUUCCAGGUCUUCUCAUAACCCCUCCUGGGACAGACGUGGUUGACAUCUAACCAGAACUGUGACCCCGGGGACAGGUCAGCUACACCCCACGUAGGCAGGGAGCUGCUGCAGUUUUUGGACAAAGAUUUCUCACAGCAACUUUCCAAAAACAACCCAUCCCUUUUUUUUUCAGUCACAUAAAAUUAAUUUUUUCUGAUAAAGCUGCACACAAGUCAUGUGGUUUACUUGGAAGUGAAAGUUAAGAUCCACGUUCUGCUCUCAAUCCUUUUUCCCCUGAGAAGAAGGGAAAGAAGGGUCCAAGUGUACGCGCUUCGCGGGAGAUUUCCCGGCCGACGAAGGAGGAUUUGAACGAGUGUUUCCUUGACAAGGGUCGCUCCCUCUCCCGGCCCACAGGUUUCCCGGCUUCACAGCCUCCCCCUGCCACCUCGCCAGGCCAGCCCUGCUCCUGGGCCCCCGCCCCCUCCAGACUCUUCCGUUGGGGCGGGGGCUGGCAGCUCCCCUCCCCCCUGCUCUCCCCGCCGGCUGGCUUGCCUCCCGUCCGCUCCUCUUCCUCCCAGGCGACCCCACGGCCACCCCCAAAGUGCACUGCAGAGUGGAGGCUGCCGGUCCCACGGUGCGCUCUCCUGGUUUGUGUGGCCUCUAGGGCACCUGUUCUGGCCGCUCCGCUCGGCCUCUUUAACCUGUCCCGGCACCAGACCCCCACCCAUGGGAGGACCUUGGCCUCGUCUCUCCCAGGUCCCUGGUGCCUCCCAUCUCUCUCUCUCUCUCUCUCUCUCUCUCUCUCUCUCUCUCUAUCUCUCUCUCUCUAUCUCUCUCCCUCUCUCUCUCUCUCUCUCUCUCUCCCCUUCUCUCUCUGUCAGAUAGCUGGGGGCAACGCUUGCCAUGCAAGGGAGCGGAUCACAGAUUUCUGGGAUUCGGACGUGGGCGUCGUGGGGGCAGGUGUUCCGCGGGCCCCUCCCUGGGGCUCGCGCUCCCGUGCGCCACAGCACCGGCUCCUCUGGACGCUACCUCGCAAGCCUCUCUCGUUCCCGCCCCCCAGCGGGGCUCCACCCUUCUCAGGACAGCCCGGCCUCUGCCCCUUCUGCCCCGCCCCAUCAGCCGCCAGAAAUAGUCAUGCUGCAGACUCCUGACUGUAUUCCUAGAAACCGCAAGCUCUCUGCACACGUUUUUCAGUUUUGUGUUUGUCUUCCCAUGAUACGUAUUCUGAGUCAUCUUGCUGACUGCUUUCUAGCCACAGGAUUCCUGUGUGCAUCGAGUUUUGGAACGAGACAGGCAAGCGUGACGCAGGGUAGCAUGUGCUUAUUCGAAAAUGUCCAGGCACCCUACAUCGGCCGGAACAGGCAAAACUUCUCUUUUACAAGGAAAAUGUGCAAUUGAAACCCGUUUUCGUCAGAGAAGCCCUCAGUUUCUUAAGUCAGUGACUACGUUAAUACACUGUAGCAAGAGUCCCACGUGGGUACCAACCACAUUAAUUGUCACCAGGCAACAGAGGCCGAGUCAGUGCGUGAGCGGUGUUGUAAAAGCUGGAAGCCGAAGCACGUGGGCCGCUUGGUCACCCCGGCACCGGGCAGGUCUAAGCUCCCCUCCCCCACACCUGCUCGGUGACAGUCUCGACACAAGCAGCGACUUUGUCUCAGCGUGUGUUGCCUCACGGGACAGACCUUCUGUCUGGGGAGACGACAGAGUUCUCGAGAUGGUUGGGGUGACGGCUGACAGCACUGUGAGUGAAGAGGGCGAACUUUAUGUUGUGUAUUAUUUUACCACAAGUUUUAGAAUCAUCCUUCACAUUAAAUUAACCCUUUAAUUAUAUUAUUAAUCUAAA